AUGGACUAAGCCAAUAAAUUGCAAUAUUAGCAACAAGUUGAAAAUUAUCUUGAAAGAAAUAAAGUAUAUCACAUCUUUGAAGAUCUACUCAAAUCUUUAAUUAUUAAAAAACCUGAUGAUCCAAUCUAGUUUCUAAUCAAUAAAUUGCAAGAACCAGAAACCAAAAAAAUCUUUGUGGUUGGUCCCCCUGGAUCAAAAUUAAGAGAAUUAUCACUUACAUUGGCUGAUUAUUUGAAUUUUCACAUUGUUUCUAUUGGAGACUUGAUUGAAAAGGAGCUAAGCAAAAAGUCUGAAUUGAGCCAAUAAAUCCAAGAUUCUCUGGACAAAUUCUAGUAUGUGAGUGAUGAAAUUGUGAUCAAUAUAGCACUUAAUUAAAUCAACCAUUUGGAAAAUGAAAAGAAAAGUUACAUCUUCGAAGGAUUCCCUAAAACUAGAGUUUAAGGCUUGGCACUUCAAAAGGAGGGUAUAAUACCUGAUGCAUUUCUUAUUUUGGAAAUGUCACAAGAAAAGGUUUAUCAAUGUUGUCUCAAGAAAUUAGACUCAGAACAAUUUAAUAAACUAAACAAUAAAGAAGAUUUAGUAAAAAAUCACUCUUUGGAAUAUUAAUUGAACUUAAAAUAAGUCAAGGAAGUAUACAAGAACUAAUACUUCUCAGUCGAUGGAGAAAAGAACUAUGAAUUAGAAGAUAUGGCACAAUUAUUGAAAUACAAACUCUAUGAUAAUUCACCCAAAAGAGCUCUAAGAAUAGUUGUUAUUGGACCUCCUGGAUCUGGAAGAUCAACUUUAGCCAAAAAAUUAUCAAGCAAAUAUGGAUUUGUGUAUAUUUCAACAAGAGAAUUAAUUUCAAAUUUAGUAAACUAAAAGGGAGCAACAGGAAAAGAAGCAUUUGAGAAGGUGAGCAAAGGAGAUUUUGUAGAUGAUAGAAUUGUCAAUGCUCUAAUAAAAGAAAGGCUUAACUAGACUGAUUGCUAAUUGCAAGGCUAUGUACUAGAUGGUUAUCCAAAAACAGAUAAGCAAUUGGAAUCUUUGAAUGAAUUGAAUGUGUAACCAACUCUUAUGGUGAUCAUUGAUGCAGCUGAUGAUAUCGUCACAAGAAGACUGGUUUAAAGAAGAACUGAUCCAAUCACAGGAAAAAUGUACAAUUCAGUUGAUGAAGCAGAUAAGGAAGUGAGAUCCAGAUUGGUCAUAGCACCAAAUGAAAAAAGAGAGGUUGUUUAAUAGAGACUAAAGAGAUGGGAUGAUUUAAAAUAAUUGAUCGAUAGUACUCCUAAAUAUGCAUCAAUCAUUUACAAAGUAUCUGGGGAGAAUCCUUUGGAUAAUAUGAUAGAAUCAGUAUGUUAUCAUUUGGAGAAAAUGAAUUGAUUUAUUAUUAUCAAUAAAUAUAGAUAUUUUUAUCCUAA
Messenger RNA from Paramecium tetraurelia, 1400 nucleotides. RefSeq lists its product as uncharacterized. NCBI's taxonomy places the organism in Eukaryota, Ciliophora, Oligohymenophorea, Peniculida, Parameciidae. The record is from RefSeq and is a predicted model, not a curated record. Gene Ontology annotation, cellular component: cytoplasm. Gene Ontology annotation, molecular function: ATP binding; AMP kinase activity. Gene Ontology annotation, biological process: nucleobase-containing compound metabolic process. The transcript is spliced from 5 exons.